Messenger RNA from Aspergillus niger, 573 nucleotides. RefSeq lists its product as uncharacterized. The coding region runs from base 1 to 573 and encodes 190 amino acids. The transcript has 2 exons. The record is from RefSeq and is a predicted model, not a curated record. Lineage: Eukaryota; Fungi; Ascomycota; Eurotiomycetes; Eurotiales; Aspergillaceae.
AUGGUGCACAAAAGUAUCAGAGCAUCAGCACGUGCUCAAACCCAGUCACAUCUUGCAAUGAUGGUAAGUAAACCGGAGUUCUGUAUACCAACGAAUGGAUCAACAGUCGUUACAAAGCGUGUGGAAGCAGUAUUAGAGAAGGAGCGAUAUUACACAAGUGCGCUGCUUGUCUAUUUCCGCUAUUUGCAGCAGGAGUGCACGGCCAGCUCUCCCACAUCCCAGGCAAUUCUUCAUCCAAUUGGGUCAUUCAGCUUGCGGCAAGAUGUACACUAUGCAUUUCCACUCAUGCUCGGGGCUGUCCUUUUGGGGACGAUCAUAUAUAGGUCGGAUCGUGAUCCGGAUUUGUUCGGCUUUGGUACAGAUGUUGAGCGACUAUACUUGCUUAUCAUCAUGUCGAUCCCGCCGUUUCUGAUGCAGGUUGCCAUGAUCAUGGGCAUGCUGUUCGACCAUCGGUUAAAGCCCCUAGUGCCACACUGGGUGACCUGCAUGACAACAUUGCUUCUGGCAACUGGGUUCCCUUCUAUCGUUGCCCAUUGGUGUAUAGUGGGCCGCUCUGCUGGAACGGCAUCUUGA